GAUAACAGGUUAAUACAGAAAUGUAAGCUUGAAAUGGAAACCCCCAUAUCAGAUGGUUUCCCUCAUUGAUGCAAAGCAUGAAAUAUAUAAUUCCUUGCUUUACUUUUGAAACAGUCAUUUUAAAGGGCGCUCAAUGAAGUAAAGCUGCGUGUGUAAUCUCACUUCCUCAUGUCUUGCGGCAUGUUAGUCUAAUGUCGACAACUUUGAAACAGUUGUUUCAUCAAUAAUACAGUUAACAGAUUGCAGUGAUAAGUCUACAUUAAAGUUUUGAACACUCCUCCCCGAGAAGAGCGGAUAUGCAAGUAUGUGCAACCGUAAAGGAUGUGGUCUGUGAGACAAGGAAGACUGAGGAGGAAGAAGUGCACUUAACUUAAAAGGCAGCUCGAUGUGAGUAAGUCACAGGAGUGACGGCUAAUACUGGCUUAAAUUUGGAUUAUUUCACCGUCUUGGGGACGUGUAGUGAUUUUGUGAACAUGCAUUGAGGAGAAAAUGGAAGUGAAGGAGGCUUGUGACACAAAGACUUCCUGGUCUCCCAUGUCAGGCGAGAUUCAUUCCACCCCCAGUGACCAUGUUGGGAAGAAAAGAAAACAAGACCCAGCACCUGAACCUGUGACAAGAAUUGCAGAGGAUGACGAGGAGGAGGAGGAGGAGGAGGGUGAAAUGAUGUUGGACCACCACAAAGAUUUGGAGGAGCCCAGUAAUAAAAGGGUUAAACCUGUGGUGAAGUCCAACAGCCUCACAGGUGUCAUUACCCCGGGGAAGAUGACGGCUCUGUCCCGCAUCGGGCAGUCUAUUUCGCGAUCCAUUAGUUUUCGCACGGAUGCGCGACCUUUGCCCCCAGCUCUCAUGCGAGCCCGCGCCAGCGGGUCAUCAUUUCCACGGCGGCGUAACAACCAGUGCUGGAGUGACACCGUGGAGAACCAUGACCUAACCGCAAAAGAAAUCAAACGUCAAGAGGUUAUAUAUGAGCUGACUCAGGGAGAGAGGCAACUUAUAGACGAUCUUAGUUUGGUCAAAAAGGUGUACUAUGAGCCCAUGCGGAAGUUGGAAAUACUUUCAGAGAAUGAGCUUGGACAAAUCUUUGGUACUCUGGACUCGCUCAUUCCCCUCCAUGAAGAUCUCCUGAGUCGUCUUGAGAGGCUGAGGGGAUCAGAGAAGACCGUUGGAGAGGUGGGGCCAACUCUUUUAAACUGGUUCCCUUGCCUGGAUGCCUACAUCACAUAUUGCUGUAACCAGGUGGGAGCCAAAGCCCUGCUGGACCUGAAGAAGCAGGAGAAGAGAGUGGAACACUUCCUGCGUCUGUGCCAGGAGUCCUCGUUCAGCAGAAAAUUGGACUUGUGGAACUUCCUGGAUCUCCCUCGUAGCCGUUUGGUCAAAUACCCUCUGCUGUUGAGAGAGAUUCAGAAGUGCACCCCUCCAGAGCAUCCGGAUGAAGACUCUUUACCUGACGCUCUGGAGCUGAUUCAGGAUAUUGUGUCAGAAGUGAACAAGAAGACAGGGGAGGCAGAGUGCCAGUUUUACAAACGAGGACUCAAUUAUCUCGAAAACAGUCAAAGACUAACAGAGAUCGACCAGUCCCGCUUCAUCUACUGCCAUGGAGAGCUCAAAAACAAUAAGGGACAGCGGCUUCAUGUAUUUCUGUUUGAGAUGGCUUUGGUGCUGACCAAACCCAGUGAAGACAGAGACGGCGGAGAGUUUUUUAAUGUGUACCGGCAACCGCUGCCCAAUGCCUUAAUAAAUCUGGAGGAGAUCCCAGAUGGAGAAGCUGGAGGGAGCAGCACCUUCAGAGGAGCAUUCUCUGGGGGGAACGAUAAAGUGAAGAAUUGCUUCCGUGUGAGCAGCAGAGGGCGCUCUAAAGCCAACCCCUACAGCCUGCAGGCCAACGACUCCUUCAGCAAGCAGCAGUGGAUCACCUGCCUGCGCCAAGCAAUUGUACAGUCCAGAGACAGGACGGCUCACACCGGCCGGCCGCAGCUCUCUCUUCACCCCGACCCCGCUCUAUGUCCCAUGGCCGGCCUCAGCCUCAGCUCGGACACAGACAUGGCCGACCACACCAGCCGCUGAGCGGGGGGGACUGAUGUCCUGGCUGCCUGUCAUGUGGACUCUCCCCACACUAGAGCUGGGGAAAUAAAUGGAACUGUUUCUGAAAGAUGAUUGUACUUAAGAGACACACAGAGUUUCUUGCAAGAUCUCUUUUAUUUUUAUUUUUUUCUAGCUUUUGUCGUUAUGGUGACGAGCAAUGUAAAUUGCUGAAUGUGAAUUUAGAAUGGAAAAUGUUGUAUUUUAAUAAACUGACACUUGAAAGAUUGUU
Cololabis saira (Pacific saury) is the source of this 2311-nucleotide messenger RNA. RefSeq names its product Rho guanine nucleotide exchange factor (GEF) 3, like (gene arhgef3l). Gene Ontology annotation, biological process: intracellular signal transduction; positive regulation of Rho protein signal transduction. The transcript has 13 exons. Bases 490 to 2064 code for a protein of 524 amino acids. NCBI's taxonomy places the organism in Eukaryota, Metazoa, Chordata, Actinopteri, Beloniformes, Belonidae. The record is from RefSeq and is a predicted model, not a curated record. Gene Ontology annotation, molecular function: guanyl-nucleotide exchange factor activity.